Neoarius graeffei (lesser salmon catfish) is the source of this 6275-nucleotide messenger RNA. Its product is annotated as serine/threonine-protein kinase SIK2-like. Gene Ontology annotation, biological process: microtubule cytoskeleton organization; intracellular signal transduction; protein phosphorylation. Gene Ontology annotation, molecular function: tau-protein kinase activity; ATP binding; protein serine/threonine kinase activity. The transcript is spliced from 14 exons. Bases 461 to 2890 code for a protein of 809 amino acids. The record is from RefSeq and is a predicted model, not a curated record. Lineage: Eukaryota; Metazoa; Chordata; Actinopteri; Siluriformes; Ariidae. Gene Ontology annotation, cellular component: cytoplasm.
AAGCCGCGGCUUGCAGUAGCGGCGCGAGCCGAGCUCGAGAGAGGAGCGUCACUGUGCUGACAGGCGCGCGCUUCCCGCCUUUCUAACGGCUCUGUGUGGAGGAGCGCGCGAGAGAGACCCGGAUUAACACCGAAUAAACAAACACUCACAUAAACACCAGCGGGCUGAUGGAGGAGAGUUCCUGAACACCGGGAGGAGAGUUCCUGAACACCGGGAGGAGAGUUCCUGAACAGCGGGAGGAGAGUUCCUGAACACCGGGAGGAGAGUUCCUGAACACCGGGAGGAGAGUUCCUGAACACCGGGAGGAGAGUUCCUGAACAGCGGGAGGGGUUCCAUCUCUCCGGGGAAUGAGAGACACGCGCGCCGCUUUGGGCUCUGAGGCAGCAGGACUUCACUAGUGCAGCCACGGCGUGAAACUGAAGUGAAGCCGAGGUGUCCUUGCUUGCACGCAGUAAUCGUGAUGGUGAUCAUGCGAGAGGCGAGUGCAGGAGGUCCGGCGGCUGUGUCUGCCCAGGGUCGACCCCUGCAGGUGGGCUUCUACGAGAUCAUCCGCACGCUGGGGAAGGGCAACUUCGCUGUGGUUAAACUGGCCAGGCACAAAGUGACUAAAACCCAGGUUGCCAUUAAAAUAAUCGAUAAGACCCGUCUGAACUCGUCCAAUCUGGAGAAGAUCUACAGGGAGGUGCAGAUCAUGAAGCUGCUGAAUCACCCGCACAUCAUUAAGCUUUACCAGGUCAUGGAGACCAAAGACAUGCUGUAUAUCGUAACGGAGUACGCAAAAAACGGCGAGAUGUUCGACUAUCUGACAUCUAACGGACGCAUGAGCGAAGCCGAGGCAAGAAUGAAGUUCUGGCAGAUCCUCACAGCUGUCGACUACUGCCACCGCCACCACAUCGUCCAUCGAGACCUCAAGACCGAGAACCUGCUGCUGGACGCCAACAUGAACAUCAAACUCGCAGACUUUGGGUUUGGAAACUUCUACAAUGCUGGAGAGCCUCUGUCCACGUGGUGUGGCAGCCCACCGUAUGCCGCACCUGAGGUCUUCGAGGGAAAAGAGUACGAAGGACCACAGCUGGACAUUUGGAGUCUGGGUGUAGUGCUGUACGUGUUGGUGUGUGGCUCGCUGCCAUUCGAUGGAGAAAGCCUGCCAGUGCUGAGACAGAGAGUGACGGAAGGACGCUUCAGAAUACCCUUCUUCAUGUCAGAAGACUGUGAGAAUCUGAUCCGGAAGAUGCUGGUGGUGGACCCAGCCAAGCGGAUCAGCAUCGCUCAGAUCAAGCAGCACCGCUGGAUGUUAGCCGACCCCAAUGCGCCCCACCAGACGCUCUCACACUCCCUCACCGACUACAACUCUAACCUGGGGGACUACAGCGAGCCCGUCCUGAGCAUCAUGCACACGCUGGGCAUCGACCGCCAGAGGACUGUGGAGUCUCUCCAGAGCAGCAGCUACAAUCACUUCUCAGCCAUCUACUAUCUGCUGCUGGAGCGGGUUAAAGAGCACCGGAGCCAGCAACUGACCCGGCAGUGCGGCGGCGCUUGGACCCAAAGGGGCAGGAGCACGUCUGACUCGCCGUCCAGCCCAGAGGUGAUGGUGGAGUCAUCCGACAGCUUCUGCCCAGCUUUGCCCAUCGCCACGGCAAUGAGCACAGCGGUGCACUCACAGAUGGAGUGGGACCAGGGAGGUCUGUUUCAGCGGGUGGUGUGUCCAGUGGAGGCCAGUCUCAGCGGGCUCCUCUGGAAUCGCUCCAUCUCUCCCAACAGUCUCCUGGAGACCACCAUCAAUGAAGAGGUGCGUCCCGGAGACCUGGAAGAGGAGGACGGAGUGCUACAAGCCCCACCCACGCUCUUCCUAAACACCGCUUCACGUAGACACACCCUCGCCGAAGUCUCCACCCGCUUCCAUCUCUGCAACCCUCCCUGUAUUGUGAUCAGUCCAUCAGACGGAGCUUCAUCAGACAGCUGUCUGAAGUCAUCGUCCAAUCCAACUCCACCCCUUUCCACCGCCGCAGUAGGAGAUCUCUCGGCACUGAUGGCGUCCGGGUUUGGACCCGGGACAUCGGGGCCAGUCGGAGCCCCUCUGGCUCUGUCCUCCAACCGAAUCCUGCAGAACCAGGGCAGUCUCCAUGCAGCCAGCUUCCAGGAAGGACGCCGAGCUUCUGAUACCUCCCUCACACAAGGACUGAAAGCCUUCCGUCAGCAGUUGAGGAAGAACUCUCGUACCAAAGGUCUCCUGGGCCUGAAUAAGAUCAAGGGCCUGGCGAGACAGGUGUGUCCUCCAGCCUCGUGCUCCAGGGGAAGCAGGGGGUCGUUAGGGCCAACCCUGUGCCCCCUGUCAGGCCUGCAGGGUGCCGGAGGACCUCGAGAGCGACGCAGCAUGCUGGAGGAGGUGCUGCAUCAGCAGAGAAUGCUACAAAUCCAGCACCAGCCCCAGCAGCAGAGUGCUGUGUUCUACCAGCUGCCUUCCUCUUCCUGUUCUUCCUCCUCUUCCUGUUCUUCCUCCUCUUCCUCUUCACCUCCCUCCAACAGCCUGUUUGCUCCAGCUGCUUUAUUCUCCAACCUUCCAGCCCAGGCUCCCCAGACCCAGCUGAUUCCUGCAUGCCAUCAGAGCUCUGCUCCUCUUCAGCACCAUCUGUGGCAGCAGAGUGUGGACUCUUCUUCCUCGUACUCGUCCCUGUCCCCGGUGGUGUCCGCGGCUCACCUGCUGGAAGCCCGACUGCACAUCAGCCAGCAGCCGCACUUCCAAGCACAUCCUCAUCCUCAGCCACAGAGCUACACCCAGGGACAGCUGUCGCUCUUACCGCAGCAGGUGGGCUGGAGCCGGGGGGUCAGUGGGAGCCCCGACACCCCCGAGCUCCAGGAGCAGCUCAACAGCUGUGUGAUGGUCAAAUAGUGACGGGGAAGUGUUUCCUGAUCUGGAGUGGAGCAACACUGACUCGCAGGAUGAGAACACUUCAUGUCCGAAGUGUGUGUGUGUGUGUGUGAGAGAGAGCAGGAAUUCACAAGAAGACAAAGAAGCAAUAAUCAAACUUUACAGACGUCACACUCGUCCCCCAGCCUGAGAAAGCAAUAACACACACGUACACACAGGACAGAUGUCUAUGUUUUAAAAUAAUCUCGUCACACUGGUAAAUUUAUUCAUUCUUACAGAUGAUGUAUGAACAAUAGGACGGUCUUCCUCACAUGGAUGGAUUUUAUUAUUACUUUUUUUCCCCCUUUGGUUGCUGUAACUUUUCUCACUUCACUGUAGAAGACCAAAGUUUCUUUUAACCUUUUUUUUUACAUUGUUCAAAUUGAAAUGCAGUAUGCGGGGUUUGUAAUUGAGGAAACCGCAGCACUCGGCACAGAACAGCUGAACAAAAGCUGCUUUAGGAGCGGAGCCGAGGGCCAUUCACGGUACUUUAUUAAUUUAAACAUAUGCAUAAAUACAAUAAGAGACAGGGAUGAGAAACUCAACACCAUCAACUUGAUGCAUCUUGAUUUUUAUCACAUUUUUUUCUCCAAUACAUCGAUCCGUUACAUAAUCAUUACAACGUAUUAUUAUUAUUAUUAUUAUUAUGAGUCGUUAUGUAAAACACUUGGGUGAGUGUAGUUGGUACUGUCAAUUUAAAUAUUUUAACAUUUAUAAACUGCAGGUUCUGUUAUUUUGACUAAAUAUCUCAUUAUUUUGAAUAAAUAUCUUGUUUUUUUACUGAUAGAUUUUGGGAUGUUAACUAUUUAUCAAUGAGUAAUUUAUUGAAUAUUAUUAAAUUGAGCCCUGUGAUGACCUGGCGACUUGUCCAGGGUGAACCCUGCCUUUCGCCCGUAGUCAGCUGGGAUAGGCUCCAGCUCGCCUGCGACCCUGUAGAACAGGAUAAAGCGGCUACAGAUAAUGAGAUGAGAUGAGAAUGAGAUUAUUAAAUUGAAAUAAUGAGAGAGUAACACAUUAUUUCAAGGUAUUAAAUCAAAAUUAUCAGAUGUUCAGUUGCAAUAAGAGUUCGACUGGAAGUAAUGAUUUAGGUCAAAGUAACGAGAACUUGAAAUAAUGAGCUAAGUUAAAAUAUCUUAAACUAAUGUAUUUAUAAAUCAAAAUGAUGAGAUCAUUCAAAAUAACCAGAUAUUACAUUAAAAUAAAGUGUUCACUCACACACACACACACACACACACACAGGUUUCCAUUAAAGAAAACAUGGUAAAUUUAAUUUUGAGCGCCAGAGAAUCAUGAUGCACCAGCCUGUUGAUUGUUAAUAAAAUGGGAGAAAGCCUGAUGACCUCCUGCUCCACUGCUCAGCACCGCGACAUGUUUAGAUUCUCGUCAUAUUAAACACACAAGGAGCUGCUGUGACUCCUGCUCAGUCCUGCUCCUGAGAAAUGAGGAUAAAAAAGAAAAGGCACAGCUCCGCCUCUGUCGUAUCACUACCUCUUCCUCCUCUUCCUCCGCACUGCAGCGAGGUUCUCCCAGAACAAAGCUUACGGGAUUAGUGCAAUAUUUCACGCUCAGCUGUAGUACCUGCAACACUUGUAGUACCUCUACUUUACUCGUAGUACCGAUAGUACCUGUAGUACCAGGUUGAGAAGCUGGUACUCCAUGCACAAUCUUUUUUUGUUUGUUUGUUUCUCUUACCUUUUUGUCAGGAUAAGUCCGUCAGAUUCUUUAAAACAAAGUUAGAGUGGUGUUCGUGAUUAGUUUUUUUCACAAACUCUCGUGGUUACCAGAGGAUCCCCCCCCCCCGUAACCCUAGCUAUGUAAUCGGCGAGAGGCCGAGGGCUACAGGAACAGAUCAGCGCCGCCUACUGCACCAUAUGGUGCGGUAAAGACUUUAAACUUAGUUCAUGAUUAGCGUGAACAGCUGUCUGGGUGUUUUUUUUUUUUUUUUAUAAACAUUUUUUUAACAAAUUUUGUUUGUGUGAUUUUCAGACAUUCGACUUCCUAAGAAGUAAAUUUAUCUCUUAAUUUUUUCUGACAUUUAAAUUGUUUUUGAGUGGCUCCAUAAAUUAGGGCUGGGUGAUUUUCUUAAUAUUUAAUUAAUUUAUUUAUUUAUUAUUAAAUAAAAUUAUAAUAUAUUUAUGUUUUUAUAUUUAACAAAUAACACUUUCAUUUGCAGAAAAAUAAACUAAAAUAUUUACAACUGAGAUAAAGUUCACAUCUGCUUUCAGUCUCAGUAAAAAGUAUAUUGCGACAUCAUUUAUCGAGAUAUCGCUGUGAUAGUAUCAUAUCGCCCAGCCCUAAGCUAAAUGUUCCCCAACUGUCUAUAAACACCUUUUAUUUUUAACAUCCACAAAGUGUUUAUUUAUACUCAGUGUUAAAUAAAUUGAAAACAAUCCAGGAAGUUACUGAAACAAUCCUUUAUUUUAUUAUUAUGGUUUUUUUUUUUUUUCACAAAUUGUGAUUUUUUUUGUUGUUCUCUGAUGGAACAGCAGUGCAGACAGAAAAGUAAUGUUUCUGUGAGAAAGUGCAGACUCCCCUGAAGGUCCCAGUGAUCAUGUCUGCAUUAAUGUACGCUUUAUUUUCCUUUUUAAACAUUCUGUAGCAAUAUAUUUCUGACAAGAUGGUGCAGUUCGGUGCUCACAGUAGAUUUUAAACAGGGUAUUUGUGUGUGUGUGUGUGUGUGUGUGUGUGUGUGUGUGCACUAUUUGUCCCCCAAACUGCACGUCUGUCUCUUUUAGUUGGAGAAACAGGGUUCAAAAUCCAGUGACUGAAAAUUAUAAGCUGAAAUCAACACGAUUCUCAGAAACAGUGUUAUUCUGAUUUAUUUUAACGUUAUUGUUUUGGUUUUUUAAAGAUUUCCUCUCACCAGUGAUGCUUGUGCCUUUUUUCUGAACAAAUCCCAUGGUGAGGAAAGCAAUUCCUUUUUUGUUUGUUUGUGGGUUUUUUCCCCUGCUGUACUGACUUUGAGAAAACGUGGCUCUUUGGCUUGCAGUGAAUCAGACAGAACCUUCUUUUUAAAUUAUUUUCCUUUUCUUUUCCCCUUUGUUUUUCAGAAUAAUGCACUUUAUGAUGAAUAUUUCUCCUUCUGAAAAUAGUGUUGUUUCCACUGCUGGGCUUGAGAAGAUUUCUUGAGUGUUAAAACAUUUACAGUAAUAUUAAACACUAUUUUUUAAAUUUGAUUUCAUUUUAUGUGGAACUGUAAAGAGAGUUGUUGUUGCUGUUGUCAUUUUGGAUAGAUUUCCCUGAUUUGCUUGCUGAACUGUAAAUGUCUUGAAUGUGUGUGUGUGUGUGUGUGUGUGUGUGUGUGUGUGAUGAGAGUUGUUUAUUUAUAUGUGGCUAUUUAUUUUAAAUAAAAGUAAAAUUCCUAAAA